Messenger RNA from Penicillium samsonianum, 240 nucleotides. RefSeq names its product heavy-metal-associated domain-containing protein. NCBI's taxonomy places the organism in Eukaryota, Fungi, Ascomycota, Eurotiomycetes, Eurotiales, Aspergillaceae. Gene Ontology annotation, biological process: copper ion transport. Bases 1 to 240 code for a protein of 79 amino acids. The transcript is spliced from 2 exons. Gene Ontology annotation, cellular component: cytosol. Gene Ontology annotation, molecular function: copper chaperone activity; metal ion binding. The record is from RefSeq and is a predicted model, not a curated record.
AUGUCUCCCAACGAAUACAAGUUCAAUAUCCAGAUGGGCUGCGGCGGCUGCUCGAGCGCCCUUGAGGAUGCUCUGAAGGAUGUUAAGGGAAUCGAGUAUUUUGACGUCAGUCUCGAGCAGAAGACUGUUUUGGUCAAUGCGCAAUCUUCGCUCUCAUAUGAAGCCGUGCUCGCCAUUCUCAAGGAGACAGGCAAGACCAUUCAGAGCGGUGAAGCAAACGGCCAAGCUCGCGAGGUCUAG